GUGUGCGUGUGCGCGCGCACUCUAUCUUGUUCAUGUUUUGUUACAGUCUGUGGUCCCUCUCAUUGAAAUGGUUGUAAGAUCACUUUAAGUGAAGCUUCUGUCACAGCUGUGCUGGUAUUUUCACCUCAGUCUACAAGUUCAGCAGAUUGAGUUUAUGAACAGCGCAAAGAUGACUGAUCCAGAACCCUGCAGAAUGGAACACGAAGACCUGGUGAAAGAGAAGAAGGAGAGUGAAGAUCUGAGUGAAACAGGGGUGACACAUCAUCAUGUACCUUUCACCUGCCACCAGUGUGGAAAGAGUUUCUCAUGCAAUCAAAGUCUGAAGUUUCACAUGAGAGUUCACAAUGGAGAGAAGCUACUCACAUGUGAUCAGUGUGGGAAUAGUUUUGUUCGAAGAGAAAACCUUAACAAACACAUGAAAAUCCACACUGGAGAGAAGCCGCACACAUGCGAUCAGUGCGGGAAGAGUUUCAUUCAAAAAGUAACUUUUAAAUUACAUCUACGGUCUCAUUCUGGAGAAAAGCCGUAUAACUGUGAUCAAUGCGGUAAAAGCUUUUCUUAUCCAGAUUCUCUGAAAAGCCACCUGAAAGUUCAUACACAGGAGAAGCCUUAUACGUGUUCUUUGUGCGAAAAGAGUUUUCCACGUAUGAGUGCUUUUAAAUUACACCAAAAAAGACACAGCGGUGUGAAAGAUUAUGUGUGCUUUGAAUGUGGAAAGACCUUUAUUGCAUCUGAUAAACUGAAACGGCACCAGAUAAUCCACAGUGCAGAAAAACCGUACAGCUGUUCACAAUGUGACAGGAGAUUCAACCGGCCAGAAAGUCUGAAAACACAUGAGAUGAACCACAAUGGAGACAAACCACACACAUGUGAUCAGUGCGGGAGGAGAUUUACACACAAACAAAGUCUUGAAGUUCACAUGAAAAUCCACACUGGAGAAAGGCCGCACACAUGUGAUCAAUGUGGGAAGAGUUUCGCACAAAAAUCCACACUUAAGGAGCACAUGAAAAUCCACACCGGAGAGAGGCCACACACAUGUGAUCAGUGUGGGAAGAGUUUUACACAAAAAUCCAGACUUAAGGAGCAUAUGAAAAUCCACACUGGAGAGAGGCCACACACAUGUGAUCAGUGUGGGAUGAGUUUCAUAAAGGCAGACACCUUCAAAUUACAUCUGCGUUAUCAUUCUGGAAAAAGACCAUUUACCUGUGAUCAGUGCGGUAAAGAUUUUUUUAGGACAGAUGCCCUGAAGAACCACCUGAAAGUUCAUACACGGGAGAAGACUCACGUGUGUUCUUUGUGUGGAAAGUGUUUUACUGAGUUAGCUGAUUUAAAAAUACACCAGAAAAGACACAGCGGUGUAAAGAAUUAUUUGUGCUUUGACUGUGGGAAGACCUUUUUUGAUAGUGCUGAACUGAGACGGCACCAGAGAAUUCACAGUGGAGAAAAACCGUACAAGUGUUCACACUGUGACAAGGGGUUCAGUCAGUCAGAACAUCUGAAAACACACGAGAGGGUCCACACUGGAGAGAAGCCAUUCCCAUGUGAUCAGUGUGGGAAGAGUUUCGCACGAAAAGGACAUCUUAAGGGACACAUUAAAGUCCACGCUGGAGAGAAGCCUUAUGCAUGUGAUCGGUGUGGAAACACUUUUGCUUGUUCUGCUCCUCCUACCACACAGCAAUUCACCUUUAGUGUAGCUCCUCCCACAGCGAUUUACCAGAAAAUGCUGGAAUAUUCCCACAAGUGA
This is a messenger RNA of Labeo rohita (rohu), 1744 nucleotides long. RefSeq names its product gastrula zinc finger protein XlCGF26.1-like. Gene Ontology annotation, molecular function: DNA-binding transcription factor activity, RNA polymerase II-specific; RNA polymerase II cis-regulatory region sequence-specific DNA binding. The transcript has 5 exons. The record is from RefSeq and is a predicted model, not a curated record. Lineage: Eukaryota; Metazoa; Chordata; Actinopteri; Cypriniformes; Cyprinidae. Bases 155 to 1744 code for a protein of 529 amino acids. Gene Ontology annotation, biological process: regulation of transcription by RNA polymerase II. Gene Ontology annotation, cellular component: nucleus.